AUGGCCAACACUCCUAUGAGCCCGUGCGUAACAGCCGACGUUGACGAGUUCACCUCCCUCGUCUCCGCCGCCUUCAGCGAUGGUAGCUUCUUCGACCACGACUCCAUCUCAGCACCCGGCACAUUCGUGGAACCAGGGCCAAUUCCUCUCAUUAAGACUCAUGGAUCAAGCCCUACCGGCUCCAACUACUCGCCACCCUCCUUCAUGCGCAAAGUCACCUCGCGCGCCACAGCGCUCAUGACUCGCGCCAGUCGUGGCACCUCUUCGCCAAAUGACAUGCCACCAAGCCCAUCGUCCAUCGUUUCUCGUGCUGCCAAUUAUCUGUCUUUACCCUCGAUCCACCGUCCCAGCCAGCAACCUACGGCCAGACCUUUGACGUAUCGCCGUGACUCCUGGAGGCCACUUAGUCUUAGAUCCACCGGCAAUUCUCUCCAAUUAUCCCGUUCCCCCAGCAUGCCUCUGAUAUCUCCGUCGUCUUAUCCGCAACGCUCGGUCUGCUCAAAAUCCCUCUCAUUUUUCGAGCUCGAUCCUCGUUCCUCGUACAUAGCACCGCGAACGCCUCCGCCUCCGCCUUCUCCGGUUUACCUGCCCUCGGUUUCGCCUUUACCGCAGACCGACUCUACAUUGCACACACCUUCCCGCCUUCUGCGUGGCAAAUUCAGCCCCUUCAGCCGCCGGAAACCAGCUGCAAUCAUCUCGUACCCCAUCCAGACAACCUUCUCUCCACCAAGUACUCCUGAUACCUCUAUAUCGUCCCCAAAUAAUGAACUCUUCUUCGACUCCUUCUCGAGCCACUCUCCCGUGACUCCAUCGCCAACCACCGCUUCAGACAAAUCAUUCCUCCAACCUCCGGAGCACGAAUUCCGAAGCAUCUUCCGUGGUGAAGUGUCUCCCAGUACAGAACACUUCCUGACUCUCGACAACGACCCUUUCAGAAGAGAUUCAGUCAAAAUCGUUCAUCCGAGCGAGAUCCAGGAGCUUCGUCAUACUCGCCGCGCAACUUAUGAUAGCUUGGUUUUGUGUCAUACACCCCCUGCUUCCCCUUGUGACACCAAUUAUUCAGUGCCUCCUUCCCCUCGUUAUGGGCAGUCAUUCCCAACGAGUUCCACGCCGAUACGGUCGCGUCAUCGGUCGUUCCAACCUCCACGGCAGCUCCACCCGCUAUACACCCAAGAGUCGCCAACCACGUUCCGUCUUCUCGAGGGACAAGAACAAGAAGUGACCGAGUCAUUUUCUCCGUCUUCUCUUGCUCCACCUCUCGAGCUAUCUAGAUCUCCAUCGCCUCCCUCUCUACCAACCAUCGAUAUUCCGGAUUCGCCUCUUGAUCUCUCCGUCAAACGUUUUCCCAGACGUAGUCCAUCACAUGGACCUUCGACUGGAGCAGGCGGCAACUUCCUUCAGCCAGGGGCGAGCUCCCAAUCCCCUCGUCUUGGCUGGCGUCGUUCCAGGACCCCGCCAGACCUUGCGCCGUUGUCGGCAGCACAAGAUACCUACCAACUCUCAGUUUCCAGUCCUUCCCUUAGUUCGUUCACACUCGUCGAGAGCAGCACACUUCCCGAGACAGAAGCCGAGGCGUUUGUCAGCCAUAGAUAUCCAACACCAGUUCCUUCAUCCGCUAUCGUGGCGCCAUUGAGGUCGAUACACACCGAUGAAUCAUUCACAAACUUCCGGCAUCCUGCUCCUCACCGCCCUAUCCAUCGCCGAGACAUCUCCCUGAACUCUCUCGCCACCGCCACUACCACCGAUACCUUCGUCACCGCCCGCUCUCGUCCAACCUCUGAGUGGCUUCGUUCGGACGAUGCGUCAGAAUUCGAUAGACCAGCGCGUUUCGACGCGUUUCCGCAAUCCACACACCCCUCUGUCGGUUUGAGGCGUUCAGAGCAGGUGUUGGUCAACGCGCCGAGCUGGCAGGCUGUGAAGCGUAGGCUUUGUGAGGGCUCUAUGGGCAACACGAUCGUGUGGGCCAUGGAUGAUAGUAGCAUAAUCAUGGUGAAAGUGGUUGGUUCCCAUGCGUCGAGUGGGGUGAAGCUCGUAUUGCAGGCACUUGGUGCUCAAACGGAUUCCAAUGUCGAUGACGGCGAGGAGACCCACUUGUCUUUCUCCGUGACACCUCCGAUGACUCUGCGCGCUAUCAUCGAGCGUGCCGGGGAGAUGAGAGUCGGCGAAGGUGUCUGA
Messenger RNA from Stereum hirsutum FP-91666 SS1, 2175 nucleotides. RefSeq lists its product as uncharacterized. The coding region runs from base 1 to 2175 and encodes 724 amino acids. The record is from RefSeq and is a predicted model, not a curated record. The transcript is spliced from 3 exons. Lineage: Eukaryota; Fungi; Basidiomycota; Agaricomycetes; Russulales; Stereaceae.